Molecule: messenger RNA, 1641 nt
Organism: Quercus lobata
Lineage: Eukaryota; Viridiplantae; Streptophyta; Magnoliopsida; Fagales; Fagaceae
Product: protein DETOXIFICATION 14-like
Exons: 7
Coding region: 37-1500 (487 amino acids)
Biological process (GO): xenobiotic detoxification by transmembrane export across the plasma membrane
Cellular component (GO): membrane
Molecular function (GO): xenobiotic transmembrane transporter activity; antiporter activity
Source: RefSeq, a predicted model, not a curated record
CUGAUCUGUGAGAGAGACACAAAUCACAAAAGAGAGAUGGAGAAGAGCUUGUUAACAAAAGAGAGAGAAGAGAAAAGAGAGGGUUGUUGUUUAAGCAUAACAACAUGGGGAUGGGGUCAUGGUGAGUUUGUUCAAGAGGCCAAAAGAAUAGGGUACUUAGCAGGACCUAUGGUGGCUGUCAAUUUGUCACAGUAUUUUCUGCAAAUUAUAUCAAUUAUGAUGGUUGGUCACCUUAGUCAGCUCUCUCUCUCUAGCACUGCCAUUGCUAUCUCUCUCGCUGCUGUCUCCGGCUUCAGUCCUCUUUAUGGAUUGUCUACUGCACUGGAAACUCUAUGUGGACAAGCAUAUGGAGCUCAGCAAUAUCAAAAACUAGCAAAUCAAACGUAUACAGCUAUUUUCUCUAUAAUUUUGGUCUGUCUCCCUCUGUCUCUUGUUUGGAUCUACAUGGGAAAGUUGCUCGUUUUAAUGGGUCAAGACCCUGCAAUUUCAUAUGAAGCUGGCAAAUUCAUAAUAUGGCUCAUUCCUGCACUCUUUGCUUAUGGAACUCUUCAAGCCCUUGUUCGAUAUUUUCAGACACAAAGUUUAAUCAUUCCCUUGCUAGUAAGCUCUUGUGUUACUCUUUGUUUCCAUAUACCUCUGUGUUGGGUUUUAGUAUACAAGUCUAGUCUAGGACAUCUUGGAGCAGCAUUAGCCAUUGGUAUGUCAUAUUGGUUGAAUGUGAUUUUACUUGGACUAUACAUGAAGUACACUAGUGCCAGUUCAAAAACCAGGGUCCCACUUUCUAUGGAGAUGUUCCGAGGAAUUGGAGAAUUCUUCCGUUUUGCAAUUCCUUCUGCUGUAAUGAUUUGCCUUGAAUGGUGGUCAUUUGAGCUGCUUAUCCUGCUGUCAGGGCUUCUACCAAAUCCAACACUUGAAACUUCAGUCUUGUCUGUGUGUUUGUCAACCAUCUCAACACUCUACAUGAUACCGGAUGGAAUUGCUGCUGCAGCAAGCACUAGAGUUUCAAAUGAAUUAGGAGCUGGGAAUCCACAAGGAGCACGUUCAGCUGUCACUGUAGUGAUGUCUAUUACGGUUGCACAGGCACUCAUAUUAAGCUUAGCCCUCUUUGCCAGCCGCGGUGUUUUUGGUUAUGUUUUCAGCAAUGACAUGGAAGUAGUAGACUAUGUCACAACCAUGGCUCCUUUAGUAUGUCUAUCAGUUAUACUGGACAAUUUACAUGGUGUUCUUUCAGGUAUUGCUAGGGGAUGUGGGUGGCAGGACUUAGGUGCUUAUGUCAACCUCGGCGCGUACUAUCUAUGUGGACUUCCAGUUGCUGCCAUAUUGGGUUUUUGGCUACAGAUGAGAGGACAGGGCCUUUGGAUUGGUAUACUGGUUGGUGCUUCUGUGCAGGCAUUACUGCUCUCUGUCAUAACAAGUUGUACAAACUGGGAAAAACAGGCAAGUAAGGCAAGGCAGAGAAUGUUGGAGGGAAGAUCUUCAGUGGAAAAUAGAUUAACAUGACUGACUCUUGAUCAACUAUAUUAUCUUAUUCCGAAGUUGUAAGAGAAAUAUAGUGCUUAACUAAUAAGAUUUGUAGAUUUGUUGCCAGGCUACACUUAGUAAUAUGCAUUGAGUGUUUUUUACAAAAUAGAAGCAAAGAGA